Molecule: messenger RNA, 1227 nt
Organism: Durio zibethinus
Lineage: Eukaryota; Viridiplantae; Streptophyta; Magnoliopsida; Malvales; Malvaceae
Source: RefSeq, a predicted model, not a curated record
AUGGCAGACGACCCUGUUUUGAUUAACAUAACGGAAAUGAUUGCAAAAUUAUCGCCAAUACAACCUGAAAGUUGCAUUUGCAAAGUGCCUAAUCAUCUUCGCAAGGUAGAUGAGGAGGCCUAUGAACCACAGCAACUUGCAAUCGGUCCUUACCACCGCGAUAAGGUUCACUUGAAAGCAAUGGAAGAGCAUAAGCUUCGGUAUCUUCAAAAGCUACUUGAAGAAAGAGGGGAGAUCAAUGAUGGGCCGAAAUAUGUUAAGGCAAUGAGAAAAUUAGAGACAAGAGCUCGCAAUUGGUAUACAGACCCUAUAAAUCUUGAAUCAGAUGAUUUCAUCAAAAUGAUGCUCCUUGAUGGUUGCUUUAUUAUUCAGCUAAUUCGGAUGUAUUUUGGCAUGUCAUCGAGAGUACUUGAAAAUCAAAUUCCCUUCUUUGUUGUAUUGAAGUUAGUUGGUAUGAUUGGGAUUUCCGAUGAGGAAGAUUUCGCUAGAACGAUUUUGAAAUUCUUGACGUACACAUUACCAGAUUCAAGGUUUUCUGAAGAUGGUGUAAAAUCGAUCAAUGAAAUCGGACACCUACUGGACUUGAUACAUGAAUACUGGCGUCCAUCACCUAUAGAAAUUACGGCCUAUCGAAAUAUGAAAGCAACGGAUACCAGCCUCACACGUUGUGCCACGGAACUCAAAGAGGCUGGAAUCAAGUUCAAAAAUGUGAAGGGAGAGAGUUUGUAUGAUAUUAAGUUUGAAAAAGGGACUCUGAAAAUCCCAACCUUGGAAAUCAAUGAUUGGACAAACUGUUUGCUUCGAAAUCUCAUUGCCUUGGAGCAGUUUUCCUCGUGCGGAGAUAUAACUCAUAUCACGGAUUAUGCCGUAUUCAUGGACUGUCUUAUUAACUCUGCAAAAGAUGUGGAAAUACUCACACACCGUGGAAUUGUUAACAACAAUUUAGGUAAUGACGAAGCAGUUGCCACCAUGUUUAACAGACUUACUGACUCAGUAACCUACUCUUCCAAAAAAUACUAUUACCGUGAAGUAUCAGACAAAGUGAACGCAUAUUGCGGAGGACGCUGGAACAAACGGCUUGCCAACUUGAAUCACUACUAUUUCAAUAGUCCUUGGGCACUUAUUUCCGUUCUUGCUGCUGCAGUCAUCCUUCUACUUACCCUCAUGCAAACCAUAUUUUCUGGAAUUGCUCUUUAAAAGUAAGAAAACAUACUCUCUUUUAUUAUG